ACCGGCCGCCCCGCCCUAUAAAUCAGCUCCUCCUCUCCCCUACCUCCGUACUCCACCUCGACCACCGCUGCCGUUCGCCGCCACCCACAGGCCACAGCGCAGACCGAUCACCGUCCCAUUCCAGCCGCAGCAGCCCAGCCGGAGCACGCGCGAUGGGAGCAGCAGGAGCGGACGUCGAGUGCGACCGGAUCAGGGGGCCGUGGAGCCCGGAGGAGGACGAGGCGCUGCGUCGGCUCGUGGAGCGCCACGGCGCGCGCAACUGGACGGCGAUCGGGCGCGGGGUGCCCGGCCGGUCGGGCAAGUCGUGCCGCCUCCGGUGGUGCAACCAGCUCUCGCCGCAGGUGGAGCGCCGCCCCUUCACGCCCGACGAGGACGCCGCCAUCGCCGCCGCGCACGCCAGGAUCGGCAACCGCUGGGCCGCCAUCGCGCGCCUCCUCCACGGCCGCACCGACAACGCCGUCAAGAACCACUGGAACUGCUCCCUCAAGCGCAGGCUCGCGAGCGCCGAGCAUGAGCGGCCUUGCAAGCGGGCGAGCGUCUCCCCGGAGAGCAGCCCGUCGGGAUCCGGGUCGGACCGCAGCGACCUCAGCCACGGCGGCGUGUUCCACGGGCAGCAGGUGUACCGCCCCGUGGCGCGUGCCGGCGGGUUCGAGCCUGCCGACUGCGCCAUGAGCCGGCGGCACGAGGUGGUGGAGGACGAAGAACCAGAGGACCCACUCACGUCGCUCUCCCUCUCCCUCCCCGGCAUGGACGCCGCCAUCCAGGGCGGAUUCCACCAUGACAACUCCUACAGCCACUUCCACCAACCUCCUUCUUCCUCCCCGUCGCCGCCGCCAACCGCCGCGCCGGCGACGUCGCCCUACAACUUCAGCCCCGCGUUCGCGGCGGCGAUGCAGGAGAUGAUCCGCGACGAGGUGCGCCGGUACAUGGCGGGCGUCGGGUGCGGCGCUGAUCUGUCGAUGCCGCAGGUGGUGGAGGGAGUGAUGCGCGCGGCGGUGCAGCGCGCCGGCGGAGUCGCCAGGAUGCAGUGACCAAUCUGCUCACUCAGAGUGGCAUUUUGCUUCAAUGUUUAGGAUCUGAACUGAAAAUCUGAAAUUAGCAUUGUGUGAAAGAAAAACAAACUACUGGGUAUGCAAAGUUAGGCUAAGCUGACGCUUUGCUUCAGUAUGUACAUACAGGAAUGAAAUGGAAAGAAACAUGGCCGGGUUGAAUCUCCAAGUUGAAGUUCA
This is a messenger RNA of Lolium perenne, 1229 nucleotides long. RefSeq names its product transcription factor MYB44-like. Gene Ontology annotation, biological process: regulation of DNA-templated transcription. NCBI's taxonomy places the organism in Eukaryota, Viridiplantae, Streptophyta, Magnoliopsida, Poales, Poaceae. Gene Ontology annotation, cellular component: nucleus. Gene Ontology annotation, molecular function: RNA polymerase II cis-regulatory region sequence-specific DNA binding; DNA-binding transcription factor activity, RNA polymerase II-specific. The record is from RefSeq and is a predicted model, not a curated record.